Drosophila biarmipes is the source of this 1683-nucleotide messenger RNA. RefSeq lists its product as uncharacterized. The transcript has 4 exons. The coding region runs from base 256 to 1284 and encodes 342 amino acids. The record is from RefSeq and is a predicted model, not a curated record. NCBI's taxonomy places the organism in Eukaryota, Metazoa, Arthropoda, Insecta, Diptera, Drosophilidae.
CUGGUCACUUUUUCGCUUAAGCUUACGCGCGUUGUCUUACUUAUAAAAUUGGUACUUGACGGACGGUGGUUAAAAAUGCACAGUAAAAUCUGUAAUGCUUUGUGCAAAAAGCUACAUUAAAAAAUGCACAUCAAAAACGAUGGCUUUUGCAAGAGCAAGUUGAUCAGCACGGUUCGAUCUCAAUUCGCGGAUCAGCUGUUGGCAAAGUACCCACACAAAAAACGGGCACAUAUGUAGUGCUUUUCAAGGGUUACGAUGAGUAAAGCGUGCUGUAGAUGUGGUGCUGCCCAACAAAACGCUGGCUCUCACUGCCUCAGAGGUGCUUUGAGCCACUGUUUUUGCUGCAAUAAGCCACCGCCGAUGAAGUGCCUCCAUUGUGGCGUCCUCCGAGACAUUCCGCUCGAUGCAAACCACGAAACUUGCGUCGACGAAAGUGCCCACUACUACAUAUACUCGGAACAGUGGCCACCGUUUCCGUCGACCGAAGCCGAAACUAUCUUUCACACCCAUUCAUCCCAACCAGUCGAAACCGGAGGACAUACUCUGUGCAUCACAGAUGCCAGGACUCUAGAGGAGGAACCAAUUGAAAUCGCAGACGAUCCGCAGGAAGCGACCGAAAACUACGCAGAGGACGACGAUGAAAGCGAAAGAAAGCCUUCUGUGAUUAGCUGGGUUACCACUAAAGAAAUCCGAGGUUGGAAACAGUGCCCGCGUUGUAAGAGACAUCGCACUACAAAUCUUGGCUGGGUCCAACAUGCCCAGAAAUGCGCCCAGGACCCCGCGUACAAGCGAACCAAGUUUUUUAUCUACACUCACACGAAGGGAUGGUGCAACUAUCUGGUUAAGAACUCCCAAUGGGACCGCCACAGUAAUCCAGUCGUUGGCGUUGGCCAGUGCACGACCUGCUCCGCAGCGCGUCGUGAGGGACUACCAAUGCCCUUCAUGCCUGAUCCACCACCCAGACCGAAUGAAGACUACUUGGCCAAGAUGAGGCGCCGGCGGGCUGCCCGAAACAGGAAGAUGGGGACAGAACGAUACAAAAGAACUAAUGCCCGCGUUCCUGGAAACAACGCACCACAAAUGUCGCCAGGAUCAAACAUGUGCAGAAAUGAUCACAGAACCUCACGUACCCAAACAAGUCCUCGUACUCCAACAACUUCACGUAUCCCAACUGCCCCAAAUGCUUUUUGUACAUCAACUGGAAGUGAUACGACUAUCUGGUUAGGCACGAACAUUGGGAGAGCCACAGCAAUGCGUUUAUUGUCCACCGAUGAAAGGGAUUAGCCAGAUUCUAUUGUGCGGGAUCCUCCAUUAAGGCAGCAUCAGGAAGGCGACUGCGCUAGAAGGCUUUAUAUUGCUAUAUGUAAGCUUUUUAUACUUUUAAGGGAUAAGGGUUUUUUCAUUUCCGCCAUUUUAUACACAAUGUGAUUGCUUUUAAUGCCAUAUAUGGAAUCAAAUGUUUACAACUCUGUGUGACUAAUAAUCCAUUUUCUAGUUUUAAACGAACCAUUGUUAUAUAAUAUCUUCCCCAAUCUUCCCUCUUUUCAUGAGUGGACUUUUGUCAAUACUAAGUCGUAAGGACAUUUAAACUUUGACUUGCUAAAUCAAAUUUUUGUAGAUUUUGUAUUUAACAUUUGUAUAUAAAAGAGCUAUUUUUUACAAAGUAUAUAAAUAUUAUCGUGA